Molecule: messenger RNA, 7129 nt
Organism: Scylla paramamosain (green mud crab)
Lineage: Eukaryota; Metazoa; Arthropoda; Malacostraca; Decapoda; Portunidae
Gene: Pdzd8
Product: PDZ domain-containing protein 8-like
Exons: 17
Coding region: 261-4184 (1307 amino acids)
Biological process (GO): mitochondrial calcium ion homeostasis
Cellular component (GO): mitochondria-associated endoplasmic reticulum membrane contact site
Molecular function (GO): protein binding; lipid binding
Source: RefSeq, a predicted model, not a curated record
GAUGCAAGUAUAGAAAAGCCAGGUACGCGAUGGAGUACUGAUGUGAGGGAAACUGCUGGUUUGGUGGUGGCAAGUGUGUGUUGUAUCUUUUGGGUGGCGUUGUGUUCUGCAUAGGGGAACUGCCAGAUAAAUCACCAUUAGUUCAGAGCUUGGAUAUUCCUUUGCAGAGAGAGAGCGUUGCAAGUACAUCCGUUUACGAAUGAAUGAAAAGAGAAUGGGACAUUUGGUGCUUUAAUUAGUCAUAUGAUCUAAUAUUCAAGAUGAUUGGAAUACUUCUCUGGAAUUUCUUGGUAUUUGUUGCUGGGGCUGUGAGCAUGAUGAUUUCAAUCUGGUGGUGGAUGACAUCACAAGAUGUAGAACAAAUACAAAGUGAAAAAUCAUCUCUCACUGAGAGCAUUUUGCCGGAUGAAUUGGUAAACAAGUUGAAGCAAGAAGAAGGAUUCCAUCGACGUGAAACAUGCUUGUCCUUGAAUUUGAUACUUCAGUUCUUCUUUCAAGAGAAACGUUUUGAAGCUGGGAUCAUGAGGUGGAUCACCAACAUUCUCACUCAAGAGUUUAAUGACUUACUUAAACAUAGAGCUCUCUCCAAGUUCAUUCACAACAUGCAGAUCAGAGACUUGAAUCUGGGAACAAACUUUCCUGUGAUCAGGGCUGUCACUGCGAAGCAUGUGAAUCUCAAUCCUGAAACAUCGAUUCUUGAGCAGAUUGACAUUAAUGUAGAAGUUGAAUACAAUGGAGGAAUUCAACUGGCUAUUGAUGCAUCUUCUAGAUUUUCUAAAGCUGCCAUGGUCAAGAUAAAAGUUGUUCAUCUCUCUGGCAAUGGUCGAUUGCAGUUCUCAAGGCACCCAUUUACACACUGGAGUUUCUCUUUUUAUGAUGAACCUCAGGUCGAAUUUGAAGUACAUUCAAGCUUAGGACUCCACAUUCCUCGCUUCAAUUCAGUUAUAGUUUCCCAACUGCGUGGAAUACUUAAACGCAAACAUACGUUGCCUUACUUCAAGCUUAGAGGAGCUCCUCUGAUUAGGAGACACAACCAACAGAUUAAUGAAGAAGGCUGCUCUGUUCCUCCAGGAAGACUGACUGGCAGUAUUGUAAAGUGCACACGGCUUCAGACCUCUUUAGUUGGUGAGGUGAUGUACUGCACUGUGAUACUGAGUGAAGUUCCUAUUGUUUGUGCUGUUGAGAAGACUUCUGGUUUGUGGGUUGUUCAGGAUAUAUCUCUAAAACGUCCUCAUGGAUCAUCUGUGGGGAUUUUAUUGCGAAAUUCUGAAGAAGGAACUCAAAUGAUAGAAUCAGUCCAGCAAAAUUCUCCAGCCCAUCUUGCAGGCCUUCGGAAAAAUGAUGUAGUAUUAGCUGUAAAUGGAACAUACUUAAACUCCGGCCAGCAGGCAGCAAAGCUAUUUUCUACCUGCAAUAUCAAUGGUGAUAACAAUAGUAUUACCAUAAGGGUGAAGAGAUUAGUCUAUUCUGAAGCAAAGAAGAUAUUAGCUGAGCACAAAACUGUGGGCUCAGAUGCUUCUUCAGCUGUUGUCGGGGAAGAUGCUUCAGGUAGACUUCAUGUGUUCUCCAGUGCCCAGUCCAGUGUGGCACCUUGCACCAGCAGCUGUAGUUAUAGUGGAGACAAAUCUUCUUGUGCCUGGGUAGACACCUCCAGUAGUGGUCCAUCUGGAUGUGCUUGGACAAAUGAUGUUACUGGUGCUGCUCGUGUUGGCAGGAAUGCGGCUGUUGGUAGUGUUGGUGAUGGUAGUAUAAAUCAUGGUGAUAAAUGUAGAGGAGGCAGAAAUGAAGCAGGAAACCUCACCUUUCACUUUAUGGUCAGUAGUGGUGGUCAUAGUAAUGUUAUGGGAGGCAUCAGUGGUGGGGGUGGUAGUAGUAGCAGUGGUGGCAGAGGUGGUAGCAGCAGCAGCAUCAGUAAUUGCAGCAGUGUUAGUGGUUGUGGAGGUGGUAGUAGUAAUGAAAGUAAUAAUAUGAUUGCUUGCACUUGUAGUGGUAGCUCUGGGGUUAUGCUGAAUGGCACUGAUGAUGAUGGAAUGCCUGGAGGGUCACGUGCUAUUAGUCCUUCUCAUUUGCUUGCUGGGAUAAUGGGUACCUUCAACGGAAGCCGGCCAGCUAAGCACCGCUCUUUGCCAGGCUCUCCUGUCCUGCAGCGCACCUGUAGGAAUCGUGUUUACUCUACACGUGAUGGUGACAUAAGUGGGAGUGGCAGAUCAACACCAGAUUCAAGUCACAAUAAUAGUCCUGAAAUGAAGCGAAAACUAUUAGAUCUACACUCACUUUCUACAGAAGCCCGGCCUUCUCUUCUCAGCCAGGAUAAAUCCCCAAUAACAUCUGCUGGCUGUAAAAUCAUUCCUAGAUCUGUUUCCAGUACAGCUCAAGACAAAUCUCCAUGCUCCACUUCUAGUCAGAGUUUUCCUGCACCUCAUCAGCCCACCAGUGAGAGGCCACCCUCCACUCAGAGCAGUAAAGCUGGCACCCCAACUUCAUCAGAAACUUUGAUGAAUAUUAUCAAUUCAGAAAAAAGAGGGCUAAAAAAGUAUGGAGGAAAACACAAACAAAUAAAAUUGUUACAGACACCUUUCAUUGAUGGCACCUGUGAACCUGUCUUUGAUAGUGACUUUGAGUUUUGGUUAGAGGAAGAGAAUAAAUACAUGUGUGUAGCUGUGUGGAGUAGAAGUAUUUCCAACUCAAAGGAGGACUUAAAUUCCUUGUCUUCUGAAAAACUGAAAGAAGACCGAGAAAGAUGUAGAUCAAAGGAUGGUGAAAAAGAAAGGAAGAAGAGCCGAGACCAUGAAAAGACAAAGACUGCAUGUGAAAAUGUAACAGGUGGAUUGACUGAUGAUACAUUAGUGGGUUUCAUCAACUUACCCUUCAUCUCUCUCAUCCCAGAAACAACCCUCAAUACUCAAGGUCAUGUUAUCAAAAUCCUAAACUUAACUCCUCCACAUCCCAAGUGCCCUGAAGUAGCUUCUGAUCCAUUAAUCUCACACAAAGGGUUCAAUCCUAACCUUUGUUAUGGAGAUGUGAUGAUUUCUCUAACAUAUCAACCUCAAGACAGAUGUGAUGUUUUUGGUCGAGUAAUUUUAGAGAAAAAUGCUCUGUCAGAGGAUGAGAGUCUGACAGACGGUACACUAUCUGAGGAUGAUGAUGUCCCAACCAUACAAGAGGCUGCUGAAGAUCGUAAUCAUGACUUUAAGAGGACCCAUUUCCACUCAGCAACACAGUGCAACUUUUGCAGAAAAAAGAUUUGGCUAAAGGAUGCAUACCAGUGCAGUGAAUGUGGCAUAAUAUGUCACAAAAAAUGUAUGGUUCGCUGUGAGCAGGAAACUGUGUGUGAUCCAAGUGGGUUGCGAUACAAAGAUUCUCCCAAGAGUGAUAAUCGAGAGAGCCGAGAAAGCAAGGAAACCCCUGAAAUCAUAACAACCAUUGCUGUAGGUCCAGGUGCUGAGAAUGGGAGUCCUGGAAACACUCCUCCUCCUUCACCACAGACCCAACGCCGCACCCUUGGCAGUUUAUUUGCUCAAGUUGCCAGUGCCAGCAAGGGCAGUUUGAAGCGUGCUGGCUCAGCCCAUAACCUGGCCCCCCCAAACCCGUCCCCUGGUGGAACACAUUCUCGAUCUCUCCCCCCUUCCCCUCCCCAUUCACCCCAUCAUAGUAGGAAGGGCUCUUUGACAGAGGCUUCAAACCCUUUUUUAUUUGACCAAGAUGUGGGAGACAAUAUUCAAGAGGCCCUUGAUCGCCUACUUCUCUUCCCUCAUGAUGAGCGUUUGGUCACCUUAGCAAGGGAGAGUGCAAAAAACCUUCACUGUUAUGUACCAGUAGAAGAACGUCGAGAAAAAAUAAAUUCAACUUUGGCUCAACUACAAACAGCUGUUGACAGUGAAGGAGAGGUUCGAGUAGAUCUGGCCCGGCAAGAAAAAGAAGCUAAUGAGACUGGCAACAAUAUCUCUCGUGCUAGCAUUGCCCUACAAAUAUCUCAGUGUGAUGCCAGAACCCAAGCCCUGGCAUUACUCACUCUCCAUUACUGUACAGCUCUUCAGCACUGCAACACUGAUUCCGAGACAGGUGGAUAUGGCACUGUGACAAAACACAGAAAACAUGCCAUGUUUUCCUUCUCUACCAAACAAGGGAGUUUGUAUCUACAAAAAGCCAAGAAUACUUUCACAGUUCUGUGGAAAGAUAAAUGAGAGGUAACACUUCUCACCACCAUCUACCAUCCACAGAUGGUUCUCAGCUAAAACACUGAUUGCUCCACCAGACAGCCAGAGUGUGUGCUAGGCUACAAUACCAACAUGUGUUUAGUAGACAAAGCUGAUGCAAUGAUUUCUUCCAUAGAAUGUGCUCGUAAAACACUCAAGUGGUAUAUGAAACUAUUUUUCCACCUAAAUGAUGUAUCAAUACUGAAUGAUCAUAUAUGUUCAAGCAUAAGACAAGCAAGAAUCCCACUCUACAAUGGUAUGUCAUGGAAGUGGUACAUCAGUUGCUGGGAGGUAAUGCCACGUAGCACCUUACCUUAGGUCAUCAUGUAGGAUGAAAAUCUUGUACAUCUCACAGGAUACCAUUUUCCAUGCACCAUGCAGCCAUGACCAGAUACGAAAAAAAAAGUGCAGAAACCCCUUCGUGUGUGCAGCCACACAGCUAGAUGAAAAAGAAAAUGGAGUGACACUCGGUAUUACUGUCAUGAGUGUGAUGUGGCUCUAUGCAUUGAACCUUGUUAUGAGGAAUACCAUACCUUGCUACACUUCUGAGCAUCUUGGUUAAUACUGUGGAAGGAAUGUGAAAGAGAAAGAAAAAAGGAUAUUUUGUGUUACAAAAAAGAGAAAAAAAAAACAAUAACUAAUAAUUUUGUGAUGACAGUGUUUUAUUUUGAAAAAUGAACAAUCUAUUCAUGAAAAGCCUAUACAUGAUGAAAAGGCAGUUGUUAUGAAUAUUUAUAUAGUAGACUGUUACCUAGUGCUACAAAAUGAGCAGAAAAUGCUGCAAAAAAAAAAAAAAAUGUAGCAUGGCUUGAAAUCAUACAUCUGGUAGCAUCAGUGAGCAAGCCAAGUGGGAGAUUAAAAGUGUUGAUUUCAAACUUUAACUCAAUUUCUUUCUGUAUUUGGGAGCAAAAAUGAAAAUUCAAAUUUUGGUGACCAGAUUCAAGAUGUAAGAUAUGCUAACCUCUUACAGGUUAAAUUAGGAGAGUGGUAUGGAAAUGGGAAGAUUUUAAGGGAAACUAAUGAAUAUAACUCCUUCAGCCCAAAAACCAUGAUACAUUUACAUAUUCUAUAAAGCUGUGCAUAUCUUCAUUUCAGCCUUUUACUGGUAUACUUAAGCAUCUUUACAUUUUAGUAAUAUGAGAACUUGAAGUACCAGUUCUGUGCCAUGCCUUUACGGUUCAGAAUUAGCUUAUGAGAUAGUUUGUACAAUGCAACUUCGGUUCUAGAACUUAAUUCGUUCCUGAAUGCCAUUCGAAAUCUGAAAUGUUUGAAAACUGAAACUAUUUUCUCCAUAGGAAUCAAUGUAAAAUGGAUUAAUCUGUUCCCAAACACCAGCCUACCCUGUCUUAGUGGCUUAUGACAAAUGCUCCGACAGCCAAGAUGGCUGCUUCACAUCUUCAGCCCACAAAUUAUUUAUCCAGAAAGGAUGUAUUGAAUGAACUCAAUGAUACAGAACUCAUCAGAAGAUACUGUUUAGAGCCUUAGACUGUGGAGGUAUUCUCUUUGUCACUGAUUUGGUGAGGGAAGUCUUGCAGGACACAGAAAGGAGCAACUCACUUAUUUCCAAAAUGAAGGUGGUCAUAACACUUAGACAUCUUGCUGCUGGAAAAAGCUACAGGAAAAAUGCAGUUGUGUAAUAAUAAUGGCAUUGGGGGUUAUCGAGAUAACUCCUGAGCGCUGAAAACUGUUUGUUCACAUCGGGGCUUUUCAACAGGAUCACAGUUACAUUAUUUCAAAGAUUGAAUUACUGCCUUACACUCUGUCUCUCUCUCUCUUUCAAAUAUAUAAAAUGAAGUAAAUAUUUAUAGAAAUUAUAAAUUAGUAAUAAAUGGCAGGUCUUGCUAUGUCUUAAUAUUUGAAAUCAAAUAACUUUCUUCUAGAACCAAAUUAUGGUACCACAACUGAAGCAAUAAUGAGUUCAAAAUUUUGUUUGAAAAUUUUGUUCGAAAAUACAGUGGAACCAAGGUUCCACUGUAUUUUGGUGUGCUUUGUUAACUGGAGUAAGUUUCCUUACAUUUCAGAAGUUGAAAUAUUGAAUAUCUGGCAUAUCCUUAUAUGCUUUUGUUAAGUUGAUGAAACUGCAUAGUCAGAGUCAGUAGUUUACUAUGUACAGUACUCUUCUGAGUUUCACACUUGCUUUCUUUUAAAGGCAUGGCACAAAACUUGAGGGUUGCAAAACUUGGAGUAUUGAAAAACCUGAAAAAUGCUUGUUUAUUCUAGCCACAUAGCCUAGAAUUGUGUGAGUGUGUAUGUUUUGUCCUCACAUCUGGCAUGACACAGCAGUGUGGCAGUACAGUGCAAUCACAUCUAGAAUUAUGUUGUGUGUGUUUUGUUCUCACAUCUGGUGUGAUGCAGCAGUGCAGAGGUUCAGCACCACCAUAUCUAUCAUAGUAGUGAGAUAUUUCUCAUUUGUUUGUAUGUAUUUUUGUAAUGCAGCAAUUCCUUCCUCUCCUCCUCUCUCACAUGCAAGUCAGUGUGACUAGUGUUGUAGCUAACAAGUGGUUUAUCCACAAAGAAUUUGUAUGAUAAGGUAUGUGAAUUGUACACAGAUAUACAUAUACAAUACAUUGCACAUAAGUAUUUAUUUUCAUUAUCUGUAACAUAAUGGUAGAAAUGUGUAACACACAUGCAACAAAAGUGCAAAACUCAAGAAAAUUAUGUGAAAAAGUCAGGGUGGUAAGAAUUUAAGACCCAGCACAAAACUCAAGGAUCGUAAAACUUGGGGACCAUGAAACUUGGGUUACUGUACUAGAUUUGUUGUAUGUUAAAUUCAGUGUUAUGGUUAUUUUGAAUAUUACAUUUUAUGUUUUCAAAUUCUUUAUUUUGAUUAUUUCUUCUACUUUUUUUUUAACUUCUUUAAAGCAAAUAUUUACUAAAAUGUCUUGUUCCUGUGUUAUUUGUUUAAUUUGUUUUUAAUAAAUAAUUGAGACCCA